CGCCCCCGGCUGUUUCAUCCCAUCCGACGACCGACCACGCCGUCCACUCGCAAUGCUCUACGGCUGAAUGGAUCUACGGCCGUAUAUCGCUCCAACGUAAUAUAAGCUCCAUUCCCCAAAGAUGAGCACAGAGCCUGGGACACCCAACAGUCUCUACCUCGGAAUCGGGGGGGCGUCCCCGGAAUUCAUGGUCGUCGGCGAUGAAGAAAGUAUUUCAAAUUGUCCACUUUUGACGCCAUCGCCGACAGGACAAUUUCACCACCCCCUUGCAAUCAACACGACACCUGGGAGCUAUGAAAGGCAGCUGAGCCCAUCGAGCGAGGAUACAGAAAUCAGUACAAUCCCGGCGAGUUUAGCCAAUCAAGCAGAGUUUUCGGAUCACGGCACUUCGAAACCGAUUCCUUCUAAUUCUAAACCUAUGUUAGCUAAUGUUGGUCUUGAAGAGAGUUCAUCUUCCAGUUCGUGUUCUGUUAUGCACGAUAGUACCGCGUCUGCACAACUGCUUGAUUACCUAACUCUCGCUACGGACCCAUCUGCCACAGAAAAGGGCGGUUUGAGAAACUCGGCGAACUUGCUCGGCCUUGGGAAGGCGGCGAAAGACUACGCAUUCGUCUCCUGGAAUUGGCCGAUAAUCAGGCGAUGGUGCUUUUGGGGAGUCAUGUCGUUGACGGUAGCGUGCGUGUGCAUCAUAAUAGGAUACAUGGCAACGAUACCGACGAGAUGUGAUCCCCCGAGGGCAUGGCACCAGGGCUCCUUGAUUUACCAGAUAUUCCCACCGUCGUUCCAAGACGCCGAUUCCGACGGGAUAGGCGACCUCAAAGGUAUUUCUUCGAGGAUCUCCUACCUCGAACGCCUUGGAGUUAGAGGAGUCCGGCUCAGCUAUAUAUUCCAGAGCAAGAACUAUCCAGAAUAUUUCGAUGACGUGCAGAGCCUGACACAAAUCGACCCGAACAUUGGAAAUUUCGACGAUUUCAGAGUACUGGUCGAAAUGCUGCACAAUCGAAACAUUUCUGUGAUUCUAGACCUUCCUAUUCAUCCUUAUUUCGACAAACUGAGAAUAAAACCACACAAAGACGUCCAAGAAAGAGAAACAUCAAAGCAUGUUAUUGUCAACAAUCAUAUUUUAAUAAACUCCUUUAAUAAAACGCAUCUCCGAGAAGCCGAAAGGGGGGAAAUCACUAAAGUUCUCACUUUCUGGCUCAACAACGGAGUCGACGGGUUUUACCUGCACGGGCUAGAAUCUUUCUUGACCGAUGAAAAAUUCAUACAGCAAGUUUCGGAAUGGAGAGAGGAAUUGAAUAAAUACAACCAGAACUUCGACAAAAUCCUCAUCUGCUCCGAGACAGUUUUGAACCACCUGCAGGAAUCGGAAAUGCCCAAUGCAGACGGGAAGAUCAACGUCGUACUCAAAUCAUUCGAUCUGAUCAACGUCAAACUCGAUCCGUUUAUCGAUGGGACCAAGAGCAUCAAACAGAAAUUGGACAAGGUACAGCAGGGCGUCAUCUACUCGACCCCGGGCUACCCUUGGGUGUACUGGACUUGCGGCGACAUGGAGGGACAGCGCCUGGCGUCGAAGGCGAUGUUCGGAAACGCGACACUGGCAGCAAUUCUCACGACGAUGACGCUUCCUGGAACUCCGGGAAUAUUUUACGGUGAUGAGAUCGGACUACUGGACAUUCAAGAUCCAGAACGUGAGAUAUCGGAUUUACAACACGCACACCAUUUAGGGCCGAUGCACUGGGGCGAGAGGAGGAAUAUCGGUUUCAACCCCAACCACAUCCGGCCGUGGCUGCCCUAUUCUCAUGCUAAACUGCCUUUAGCCUCUGCGGAAAUAAUCGCAGCCAUGUCUUCUCUCAGGGACGUCAAUCCAAGCCUAUACAUGCACGGACUUUGGAAGGACCACCAGUUGGUGCCCAACACAGCGAUAAGGUAUAUCGACAACAAUCUGGCUACUAUAGAAAGGACUUAUCCACGUCGGCACAGCUACCUGCUCAUCGCGAAUCUGGGUCAUGAGGCUAUAAAAAAAGAUCUGUCGUCGUUCUAUUACGGCGGGGUGAUCGUUUUGGACUCAACAGGGAAAAAAGAUACAUACAUGACGUUCCAAGAUAUCCGCCUCACCCCAGGUGAGGUGAAAUUGGCAAAACUCGACAAGUAGGACAAAAUAGGAAAAAUUUGUUAGAAAAGAAAAGGAAUUGCUGAAUGUACAAAGGAAAAAUAUAUUUACCAAUGUGUACUUAAAAUAAUGAGUUUAAAUUAAAAAUUUGCUAAGUUCCAAAAUACUUGGCCGAUUUGAUUUAGUUUACAAGAGAAAAUAUCAAUUUACUUCCUUUUAAAUGACAUAUAAAAUGAUUAUUUAUAUAAAUUAAAUUGUUUAUAAGAAAGUGUCUUUAACAGAACAAAAGAAAAUAAAUAAAUGUUAUUUAUAACCCUUCUAUA
Messenger RNA from Cimex lectularius (bed bug), 2436 nucleotides. Its product is annotated as neutral and basic amino acid transport protein rBAT-like. The record is from RefSeq and is a predicted model, not a curated record. The coding region runs from base 122 to 2155 and encodes 677 amino acids. NCBI's taxonomy places the organism in Eukaryota, Metazoa, Arthropoda, Insecta, Hemiptera, Cimicidae. Gene Ontology annotation, biological process: carbohydrate metabolic process. The transcript is spliced from 7 exons.